GAGCCGCGGAUCGGGGGGAGGAGACCGGAGGGUGUCUGGAGGGGGCGCCCGGGGCGUUGGGGACGGAGCAGCGCGGGCGGGCGCCGCGUGUCCCGCCGGGCAGCGAAUCGUUCCGCCUCGCAGGGGCGGCGGGGAGCUGGAGGCGGCGACCCCGGCACCUGCGGGACGAGCUCGCCGGGCGCGAAGGGCAGCCCGGGCGCCAGCCAUGCACACGGCCACCGCCUCCGGGCUCGAUGUGUCGAGGACGGGCGGGCCCCGGGAGGGCGGGCGCAAUGCCCCGAGCAACGACCCAGGCGAGGACCACACCAUGAUGCAGGCUCCUUGGUCUUUUAAGAAGGGAGUUUGGAGUAAUCAGCUUUGCUUCCUGCACUUUUUCAGUCAAAGCCAAAGAUGAGCUACAGUUUGGGCCAAUGUGAGAGGAGAGGCCUGAGUACUCAUUCUGAAGGGCAGUGUAGCCAAAUCCUUCCCCCUCAGCUUGGCAUGCUACAGAUAAUUCAUGGCAAUGGCACCGCCGUCGGAACGGUGAUAACAUUCCAGUGCUCCGCUGAGCACCUGCUUGUGGGACAGGGACUCAUAACCUGCAUAUGGAAGGGAGACAGUACACAGUGGACUGCUGGAGUUCCCUCAUGCAAACCCAUAUCAAAAUAUGAGGCUUUUGGAUUUAAAGUAGCAGUGAUUGCCUCCAUUGUGAGCUGUGCCAUCAUCCUGCUGAUGUCUAUGGCUUUUUUGACCUGUUGUCUCAUCAAGUGCGUUAAGAAAAAUGAAAGGAGGAGAACAGAAAGGGAUAUGCAGUUGUGGUACCAGCUCAGAAGUGAAGAACUGGAAAAUAUGCAAGCUGCUUAUUUUGGUUUUAAAGGCAGAAAUAACAACAAUAAUAAACACUUCGGGAAUAAACCAGCAUUUGACGACAGGACUAACCUGGCAUAUGACAAUGAAGGCUUCUGCAGAUUCCACCAAGAACGGACCUGGGACAUCACAGUUUCUGCAUGUUUCAGAGAAAACGACUGUCAGCCCAAGUUCAACACAAGCAGUAGUGCAGCUAUGACACAAUUACUGCCAGAACAUAACGUUCCAAUACAUACAGUGAGUACAAUACACGUUGUUGAGGUCUAUAGACAUGAGAAGGAUAUUUAUAAGAAACCCAUCUCUCGUAUACCUGGAUAGUCAAUGUCAGAAAUAAGUAAUUUGUUGUGUUGGACCAAAAUGAAAUAUGGUUAGAAAUAUGUGCCUUAAAGACUGUGUAGAAAACUACUUAAUUAUUCUUAUGAAUCUGAAAAUUUUAUACAUCAAGAUUAUUUUAAAAUGCUUCCAGAUUUAACUUAAAUACAAUAAUGAAUGUUGAUGCUUACAAUAAAUAGCCAUUCUCUGCAAAGUGCUAAAUAUCAUGGCAAGAAUAUAAUAUUCUCCUGUACAUACUAUAGAGAGAAAUGGUAACCAUUUGUAUAUUUGCUUCAUGUAAAGUCUCUGACAACAACUACAUAUUCAUAUGACUGCAAACUUCUUUUAACUUGCGUUCUUUUUGUAAACAUGCCAGAAAAAAACAUAUUUUUGCACACUCGUCUGGGAAUUACAAUAAAGAUUUCUUUUUAAUGAAAAA
Molecule: messenger RNA, 1597 nt
Organism: Dermochelys coriacea (leatherback sea turtle)
Lineage: Eukaryota; Metazoa; Chordata; Testudines; Dermochelyidae
Gene: SUSD3
Product: sushi domain containing 3
Exons: 6
Coding region: 391-1164 (257 amino acids)
Cellular component (GO): plasma membrane
Source: RefSeq, a predicted model, not a curated record